Messenger RNA from Mycena citricolor, 2485 nucleotides. NCBI's taxonomy places the organism in Eukaryota, Fungi, Basidiomycota, Agaricomycetes, Agaricales, Mycenaceae. The record is from the annotation of a GenBank genome assembly.
UUGACUAUAGAUCCGAUCAGCACAGCCACCGAUCACCCUUCCUUGCCCACCGACACAGCGUCCAUGCAUCACGGGGAGAGCCAUUUCGGCCGAGGUCAAGAAGAUCAGAGCUCGAGACUGGCUGACAAGACAUCAGUGUUUAUGAGAGUGCGACUUUGAGCAGAGCUGCUAGAGAAGGGACGGUCACAUCACAUCGCAUGUGACCCAGUACAAUGGGGCCCUGGGCGUACCAGAGUGUCCUCUGUCCCUUUCGAGACUAUGCGACCUUCCCGUUUGCUCUCUGACAUUCUACGGCGACUCAUCGACACACAUGCGCCUCCCGGGAUCGGCGCCGUCGUCCUGGUGCUUGAUGCAAAAUCUGUUUAUCUCUCGGAAGCGCCAAUGGACUGCCAUGGCUCGGGAUGCGCCGCCGGACAAUAGCUUUGUGCCGUCAAAGCUUGUGUUGGCUUCCUGGAGCGCCUGUGUCUGAAUCCACCACUUCGGCGUUGGGCGCUUGGUGGCUGUGAGCUGUGGCAUUGUCCCAGUGAGGCAGCGUGCAUGGUGAAACGCUGCGGAAACACGAGGCAAAGUAGUUCACCUCUUGCCUUUGACCAUGUCACAAGCUGAGAGACAACGGGCAGACCAACGAAAGGCGGACGAAGAGCGUGUCGAGCGCGAGAGGGCCAGCGGGAACAAGCUCUGGAGCGCCUACAUCACCGAGGCGCAAAACUACGAUCAGGGUCUCAUCGAUGGCUGGCGCAGCGAGAUGGAUGGUCUGCUGAUCUUCGCCGGUCUCUUCUCGGGAGUCGUCACCACAUUCAUCAUCGACAGCUACAAGACACUAAACCCCGACUCGAGCAGCCAGACUGUCGUGCUGCUCAGCCAGACCGUCGCACUGCUCAGCCAGAUAUCGCACCAGCUCGGGAACCCGAACCAUAGCACAGCGGUGAUGGACGCUCUCCCUCCCCCCGCUUCCUUCUCACCCCCGGUCUCAUCACUCGUAUGCAACGCACUCUGGUUCACGAGUCUCGCACUGAGCUUGUCGAGUGCACUCGUCGCGACACUCGUCAAACAAUGGGCGCAGGAGUACCAGCACCGGACAUCGAUGUUCUUGUCUCCCUCUGUCCGUGCGCGCGUGUACAUGUAUCUCUACUACGGUUUGCGCCGCUUCAAUAUGCAUGCCGUGGUUGGCGUUCCCCCUCUCCUGUUGCAUGCGUCACUGGUCCUGUUCUUUGCGGGUCUGGUGGCGUUUCUUGUGCCCAUCAACAUCAUCAUCAUGGGCAUCUCUUCCGCUCUUCUGCUCCUGUUCGUCUCCGUCUACGGAACAUUCUCCGCCCUUCCGUUGUUCCGUCUCGACUGUCCGUAUCAAACGCCACUCACACCGAUCCUCUGGUCACUGAAUCAGAGCUUGAGAAAUGGAAGGGGGACUUCUCUUCCAAGGGCAGUGGCUGUUUGCGAGGCCUUUUUUCGAAAGCGAGUCGCUGUGCCAGAUCCAGAGAGACGCGCUCAAUCUACUGUGACGAACCCCGCGACCUCUGCCGAGCCUUCUACACCUGCAGAGACCGGUCCGCAGAGCCAGAGCAUUGUGGAAGCCCUGAAGUCGGCAGCACUGCAUCCUCCUGUUGAGACGGAGACUCGGGCACUCGCGUGGAUUGUCCGGUCUCUUUCUGACGAUGACGAACUUGAGAAACUUGUCGAGGGGCUCCCCCAGACGCUAUGGGAUUUCGAUAAAAACAAGCCUCGUGGCGUGUAUCAGGCGCUGUUCAAGAGGUUGUUGCAUGAUCCGCAAGUCCAUCUUGGCCAGCGUCUUGCUGAUUUCAUGGCAGGCUCCAACAGCAAUCUGCUUGAGGACAAAGUCCGCCUGCGCCGCCAGCUGUCCGUGCUCCGGGCCAUCUGGGCCAUAUGCGCGUUCUCUCUCCACACGGGUUCGCCGCUGCAAAGUCCGAUCGGAGAAGCCGACGUGAACUAUCCACUGAUCGGCUCAAAAUUUCUUGAUUCUCCUGGCGUGCAGAGCAUGGUCACUGACGUGUCUGCUCUAAUCCGUCUGAACAUGAUCGAGUCUCGGAGUCGGGGACGGGCCUCGAUACAGCCGAGCAGCUCAGACGGUGAUAUUCGUGCCCAACGCCAAGCGGACAUACAGCAAACGUAUGUGGAUUAUCUGGAAGCACUUUCCAAAUGCGCUACCAGCUUCCAGCGGGAUGUGACCAAUUCACUUUUCCACUGGUCACAAAUGCAGUUCACGGAAGCGGAUGGCUACGAAACUCUGCGUUCCGCUCUCUCCCGGCUAAUCCAAUCCAAGUCAGACGAGACAGCGAACAAUGCCGUCUUUGCUGCUCGUCAGAUGAUCAACGCGUUUGCCCAGACAUCAAAUUAUUCUGAUUUGUUCUUGCCGGGUUUUGGGCCGUUCCUCAUCCGAUAUCCCUCCCUCGCCGCCUCCGACCCGAGCUAUGCAGGAACUUGUCAUACGGAAUUGAUCCCCAGCCAUCUGCCGACGCCCUCCAACUGA